Molecule: messenger RNA, 697 nt
Organism: Capsella rubella
Lineage: Eukaryota; Viridiplantae; Streptophyta; Magnoliopsida; Brassicales; Brassicaceae
Product: pathogenesis-related protein 1
Exons: 1
Coding region: 59-544 (161 amino acids)
Cellular component (GO): extracellular region
Source: RefSeq, a predicted model, not a curated record
CCAAAAUCAUAACAACAACAACAACAAAGCUAAAUAAACAAUCCUCAACUUAUAAAAAAUGAGUUUCACUAACUAUUCUCGUUUCCUAAUAGUUUUUGUAGCUCUCGUAGGUACUCUUGUUCUUCCUACAAAGGCUCAAGACAGUCCACAAGACUAUCUAAGGGUUCAUAACCAGGCACGAGCAGCGGUAGGCGUAGGCGCCAUGCAAUGGGACGAGACGGUUGCAGCCUACGCUAGGAACUACGCAAACCAACUAAGAGGCAGCUGCAGACUCGUACACUCGGGUGGGCCUUAUGGGGAGAACUUGGCCUGGGGUAGUGGCGACUUGUCUGGUGUCUCGGCCGUGAACAUGUGGGUUAACGAGAGGGUUAACUACAACUACGCUGCGAACACGUGCAAUGGAGUUUGCGGUCAUUACACUCAAGUUGUUUGGAGAAACUCAGUGAGACUUGGAUGUGGUAAAGCGAGGUGUGAUAAUGGUGGAACCAUCAUCAGUUGCAAUUAUAGUCCUCGUGGGAACUAUGUUGGCCAGAAGCCUUACUAAUGUGUGAUCAUGCAUAUACACAUAUAUAGUAACACACGUACAUAUAAAGGACGUGUCUAUAUAUAUAUUUCAAUAAGAAGCAUCUUAUGUAGGAUGUGUAUCAAUAUUUAUUAAGUAAUAAAAGCUGAACUAUCCAUUUAUCUUUCAUCCGUA